GGUGGGAGAGGUCAUGCUCUUCUCACUUCCUCUGUCGUCACAGACCCUGACCAGACGUGUCGAAACUGAAGAACACUUCUGCCAUUUAAACAAAGAUCAUUGCCAUACGUGUUGUGCCCUACCUGAUGAAGAAGUAAACAUGAAGUGAUAAAUAAAAACAAUGACACAUUUUGUGGAUUGAAAUAAUCGGACAUUGUCUGUCUAAAAUAAAACUGAGAAGGAAAUUGAUCAAUAAGACACAGAUGGAGCUGGUGCCGCUGGAGGUGCUGUGGUGCCAGUGCCAGGGCAACGCCAGCGCCACGCCGCACCUGCACCAGAUCCACAGCCAGGUGGCCCAGAUGCACGCGGACGCCGCCCACCACGCGCUCUGCUACGUGGGCGUGGUCGUCUCGCUCUACCUGCUGGGCCUCGCCGCCAUCAUCGGGCGCUCGGGGCGGUCGGAGCGCCAGGCGGCGGCGUCGGCGCUCGCCUCCUGCUUCUCCGGCGCCCUCGCCUCCGUCGGCCGCCUCGCCGCCUCCGUCGGGAGUUCGAGGGCCGCCCCCGCGGCGCCCGCGGCGGCCCGGGAGCAGCCGCUCAGGCCGGCCAUCGCGCUCCUCCCCGUGCCCCUCCAGCAGAUGCCGGGGGCGCCGCCCCCCCGCGCCAGCACGGCAGCGAGGCCUUCGCCGAUGCAGCUGCAGCUGGUCGUGCCGGACGACGACGACGACAUGGAGCUGUCCAUGAUCACCUCGGUGGCCUAGGGGACACGACCCGCCGCUGAGGUCGAGGCGGCCGAGGAAAGCGCACAGACUGUUUCUCUAUUUCUCUGAAGUGACUCGAGGUUUGAGGUUCACGCCAAAGUCGCAGCUCUCACGGGCGUGGAUGUGGCCACGACGCCCGUGCUCUCUGGAAGUGGCCUCGGGAGGGCGUGCGGCAAA
Molecule: messenger RNA, 914 nt
Organism: Penaeus chinensis
Lineage: Eukaryota; Metazoa; Arthropoda; Malacostraca; Decapoda; Penaeidae
Exons: 2
Coding region: 243-737 (164 amino acids)
Source: RefSeq, a predicted model, not a curated record